AUGAUUGCAGUAAGGUUGGUCAACACUAUGGGCUAUAGGCUGAGUGUUGCUCACCUUCGCCAUGCGCUAGUGGAGAGGUAUUUGAUAUCGAGGACUGAUUUCUUCGAUCUACGACUUCUGUCGGAUCUGCAAAGGGAAGAGAACAUUUUUGCUGGUCAAGCUCCUCAGCUCCCUGAGAAAUUCUUUGGUCGAUGGACAAUCACCUGUGGAGGUGGCUCAAUCACUCUCUGGGCUACAAACAGACGACAGUCGAUGAAACCGAAAGUCUCACUCGCCAACUGUCGGGUACUAGAACUUGGGACACCUGUGUCAUCUGUCUUCCAUGACAGAUUUUGUCUUAGAGACCGAAGAGCCGAUCUUACCGCGGACAACAUCGAAACAGUCGUCAAUUCAGGUAAGAGAAAUAGCCGAACAAGAUCCAGAGGUCGACAGGUGACUGGAGGGACCAUUGAACAGGCUGGGCGAAGCGAUUGGCUAUGA
Messenger RNA from Exophiala aquamarina CBS 119918, 480 nucleotides. RefSeq lists its product as uncharacterized. The record is from RefSeq and is a predicted model, not a curated record. The transcript has a single exon. Lineage: Eukaryota; Fungi; Ascomycota; Eurotiomycetes; Chaetothyriales; Herpotrichiellaceae. The coding region runs from base 1 to 480 and encodes 159 amino acids.